Messenger RNA from Nicrophorus vespilloides, 1791 nucleotides. Its product is annotated as transmembrane protein 209. Gene Ontology annotation, cellular component: membrane. The record is from RefSeq and is a predicted model, not a curated record. Lineage: Eukaryota; Metazoa; Arthropoda; Insecta; Coleoptera; Silphidae. The transcript has 8 exons. The coding region runs from base 148 to 1725 and encodes 525 amino acids.
CAAAGAAAGUCUUCGCAUUGGUCCAUUGGUUGAUCCAUGCACGCAUAUACCUAACCCCAUCCGCAUUGCAAGAUCAACUUUAUGGCGGUAAUACCGGCUUAAAAAGUCGAAAUUCAACCGUUUUAUAGUUUUGUUUAAAAUUAAAGAAUGUCGUCUCCACUGAGAACCCCACAAAAACUCUUUCACACAAACAAUUUCAUUCCUGUGCAGAACAAGGUCAUACAGCAGCAGAAUAGGAAGAGGGCCCAACAGAGUUUGAUAUGGGGCACAGUGAAUGUUGUCCUAUUGGCAAUAAUUGCAUAUGAUUUGACACACACUUGCUAUGUGGACCCAUCAUACAUUCAAUAUGUGGAGUGGCUGCUGAUGGUAAUCUUCACAUUUAAUAUAGUGUAUCAUAUGAGGAGCUACAGCAGAAGUUAUGCAAUUGUUGCUUCUGAAACUACACCAAAGCAAGUCAAAUUGAAUGACUCUAAAAUGACUGCAAGUGAUGUGCGAAAAACGCUGUACCCAAACUUGGUAACAAAUUCCUUCAGCAGAAGUUCCAUGGAUAUCUCUUCUACCACCAUGUUUUCCAAAACACCCAUGGAUAUGUCUGCAGCAAGUUGGUUAUCAAACUCUUACAAUGAAAGCAUGUCUUCACCGUCUUGGUCCUAUCAGGGUGGAACACCAGUCAGAAGCACUUCUCCCAGCUAUAGGUGUUCACCGAUCGUAUCGGAAAACUUGAGUAACGCCGAGUUGGACAACGAGGAUCAUUUGAAUCAGUACUUGAAGGAAUACGAGUCGUUGGAAUCCACGCAGAACAUUAGUUUGAGCGAGAAACCGACGAAUCUUUUGAGCUUCUUCUGGAAUUAUCCCAGCAGCAAGUUGAGCAAAGAGAUAUCGCCUUUGCUGAGCAAGUGUCAAUAUCAGUUGUCCACACCAUCCUCAUUAUCCAGCAGCCCCAAGUCCGAUGAUAAAGGUUCUCCGCACAAUACGUCAGCCAAUGCGCUGGACACUUGGAGGCGGCUGAAUGUCGAUAGUGUGGCCCUGACACAGUGGAAUGAAAAUCUCAGAAUUUGGAUUUCUCAAACCAUCCUGUGCCGAUUAAUUAACGAGUUCAGGAGCAUCGACAAGAGUCUGCAUGGACAAGGGCUGACGGAUGUUAGCAUUGGAUCCGUCGGUUUGGAUAGGUUGCGCAAAACAGCUCAAGGACCUAUUUUGCAGAACACUCCAAACCUUCCGACAAUCGUUCCCUUCUUGGAGCUGCAUCCGAAUCAGGAAUAUCUAGUGAAGAGGAUCCGGGAACUAGCCAAGGGGGGUUGCAUGAGCGAAUACAAAUGGAACGGCGGCAGCACCUACAACGGAAAGGACUGGGACAUCUCUUUACCCUCCGAUGCUGCUAUCAUUAUGCAUCUGGCUGCAUCCUAUUUGGACACGCAACUGAUUCCGCUGCCAAGUAGACCAGACGUGAAACCGUUUUCUGGAUAUCAUUUCAUAAAAGCCAACGAGAAACUGCCGGAAUUGACUGACAACACUUUGGCCAUACACGAGGUGACUGUGAAUCCACCGCAUUACAGAGUUAUCAUUGGCAAGGAGAUCUUCGAGAUGGUUAAAGGCUACAACAAUCUGUUUCACAGCAUCUUGCUCUUUUUGUAUCACGUGAAUAAGAAAGAACACGGCAUGUUGGGCCGUGUGAAUCUGGGCCGAUCUGGCGUCAAUAUGCUGUGGAUAAUACAAUCCAAUUAACCAUUUAGUAUUUAUUUAGUAUUAUUAUCAUUUUUGAGACUACUUUUGUAUUUAUGAAAUCGUAUA